Entelurus aequoreus (snake pipefish) is the source of this 1578-nucleotide messenger RNA. Its product is annotated as zinc finger protein OZF-like. Gene Ontology annotation, cellular component: nucleus. Gene Ontology annotation, biological process: regulation of transcription by RNA polymerase II; central nervous system development. Gene Ontology annotation, molecular function: RNA polymerase II cis-regulatory region sequence-specific DNA binding; DNA-binding transcription factor activity, RNA polymerase II-specific. NCBI's taxonomy places the organism in Eukaryota, Metazoa, Chordata, Actinopteri, Syngnathiformes, Syngnathidae. The record is from RefSeq and is a predicted model, not a curated record. The transcript has a single exon.
CAUGAGAACACACACACGUGAAAAACCAUUUAAGUGUUCAGUAGUGGCAACAGCUUUUCUCAAAAUAGUAAUUUGACUCAACACAUGAGAACACACACAGGUGAAAAACCAUUUAAGUGUUCAGUUUGUGGCAACAGCUUUUCUCAAAAUAGCAAUUUGACUCAACACAUGAGAACACACACAGGUGAAAAACCAUUUAAUUGUUCAGUUUGUGGCAAAAGCUGUUCUAUUAAGAGUAAUUUGACUGAACACAUGAAAACCCACACAGGUGAAAAACCCUUUAAUUGUUCAGUUUGUGGCAAAAGCUGUUCUGUUAAGAGUAAUUUGACUGAACACAUGAGAACACAUACAGGUGAAAAACCCUUUAAUUGUUGAGUUUGUGGCAACAGCUUUUCUCAAAAUAGCCAUUUGACUCAACACAUGAGAAUACACACAGGAGAAAGACCAUUCAAUUGUUCAGUUUGUGGCAAAAACUUUUCUCAAAAUAGCUCUUUGACUCUACACAUGAGAACACACACUGGGGAAAAACCAUUUAAUUGUUCAGUUUGUGGCAAAAUCUUUUCUGUUAAGAGAAUAUUGACUCGACACAUGAGAACACACACAAGAGAAAAACCAUUUAAUUGUUCAGUUUGUGGUAAAAACUUUCAUAAAAACAGCUCUUUGUGUCGACACAUGAGAACACACGCUGGAGAAAAAAACAUUUAGUUGUUUAGUGUGCUGUAAAAGGUUCACACAUAAUGCAGACACAGUAAAACACAAAAGAACACACAAGAGAAAAUAACCAAUUAGCUUUUUAGUUUGUGGUAUGUUGCUCAUAUGUGGUGACAUCCACCCUACCCAGGACCUCCUCACUGCUUCUAUGACAAAUAUCUGAGGUAUUCGUAGAAACUUGGAUUAUUUGGAGCAUAAUCUUAUCUACUCAUGACCCCAUGUCUUCUCUGUAUCUGAAACCUUCCUGAACAGUAAGAUAGAUGAUGCUUCAAGUGCUUGGUUACUCCUUCUUCAGUCCAGGGACUUGGGGCCUCAUGUGUCAAGUUUGUGCACCCUCAAAAACCUGCACUAUGCCCUUUUUCACUGCAAAGUUGAGAUGUAUCAAAACUGAUAUUGUGAUGCUGGGUAACUGUUUGCAUAACCAAGUGUCAACUUUUACUCCUCAGACUGAUUGAUGUGCAAAUCAGAGACAUAAAAACAAUUAACACCCACAACCCAACCUCCACCUCCCUCGACAUUCGGGCAUAACAGGUUCAAUCCGGCCCGUGAGAUGAGUUUGCGAAGUGUAAAAUUCAGCUGCAUUUUUAAUGAAAGAAACUGCUGUUCUAAUUGUGUCCACUGGAUGUCGCAAUAGGAAUUCUGUUAGGCAAGCAAGUAGUUUAUACCGGAGCGAGCAAGUAUACCAAGCAAGAGGUACACGGUAAAGCGGGGCUGUGACUCCUCCCCCUCCACCUAACGUAAAACAGGAGUAAAAUAACCAACCAGUAACCCACUUAAAAUAGAAUAAAAUAACAUUUUGUUGAGUUUUAUUGUCAUUAUUACAGUGAACCGGUUCAAAGAACAACGCAAUUGAAGCAGAUCCCCUAA